AUGUCGGCAGCAGGUCCAGAACUCCCUCCGCAUCUCCUGGCCAAGCGAAAGCGACAGCAAGAGGAAGAGCAGAAAAAUCAGCCUGCCACCUCUUCCGGCGCAAACCAAGAGAGUCCCCAAGACAAGCGUCAAAGAGUCGCCGGCCCAGAGCUACCACAAUCCGCUUCACCAGCGCCAGCAGGCCCAACAUUACCACAAUCCGCAGGACCUACCUUGCCACCAUCAAAGCCCGAGCCUCAAGUCGUUCAACCCGUCACCGGACCUGCUCGACCUGUCGCUGGCCCUGCCCCACCACCAGCUCCCCUCGAUGAACGACCAACGGCACCUCCAGACUCGGAUUCAGACUCUGACGACGAUGACUUCGGUCCCGCUCUACCCUCCGCCACCGACCUGAAUCCAUCUACCAACGACUAUGGACCCUCGAUACCACAACCGGAAGCAGCUCCCGCAAGAGCCCAGCGCGACGAAUGGAUGACCCUACCACCCCAACAAGACGACCUAGCAGCCCGUAUGGAUCCUUCCAAAAUAAGAGCUAGAGGCUUCAACACCGGCAAGAACGCAAGAGGAGGCAACACAACUCCCGCUGGAGGAAACAUCGCCGCCGCAUGGACCGAAACACCAGAGCAAAAGCUCAAGCGUUUGCAAGAUGAAGCUAUGGGUGUGAAGCCCGCUUCAGCUGGACAUGUAGAUGCCAAAGAAGCUGCUAGAAACAAGGAGAGAGAAGCAGAGGCAAGACGUAUCCGUGAGCAAACUAAACAGACUAGAGGCCCAUCAUUGAUGGACCAGCAUAAAGAGACAAAUCCGGAGAACAAGGAAGAUGAUCCUACAAAACGUGCUUUCGACAGAGAAAAGGAUAUUGGCGGAAGCUCCCUCGGUCUUGUCGACAAGAAGGACCUGCUCAACAAGGCUUCAAACUUUGGUUCAAAGUUUGCUGGUGGCAGUUAUCUAUAG
Molecule: messenger RNA, 951 nt
Organism: Aureobasidium pullulans EXF-150
Lineage: Eukaryota; Fungi; Ascomycota; Dothideomycetes; Dothideales; Saccotheciaceae
Exons: 2
Coding region: 1-951 (316 amino acids)
Source: RefSeq, a predicted model, not a curated record